Messenger RNA from Zingiber officinale, 888 nucleotides. Its product is annotated as cytochrome P450 71B34-like. Gene Ontology annotation, molecular function: oxidoreductase activity, acting on paired donors, with incorporation or reduction of molecular oxygen; heme binding; monooxygenase activity. The transcript has 2 exons. The record is from RefSeq and is a predicted model, not a curated record. Lineage: Eukaryota; Viridiplantae; Streptophyta; Magnoliopsida; Zingiberales; Zingiberaceae. The coding region runs from base 1 to 888 and encodes 295 amino acids.
AUGUCUGCUGUUCCUUCGGCCGCCCAAGAGGAGUCCCCGCGGAACCUCCAAUUCCAUGCACAUGCAACCUCCACCUUCUUCACGACACUCCUACUCAUCUCCUUCACGUUGUUGCUGCUCUUCUACCUCCGCCGCCGCCGCCAGAAGCUCGGGAGCGUCACCACUCUCGUCGUCUCCUCCCCCGCCAUCGCCCGCGACGUCCUCAAGACCAACGACCUCUCACUCUGCUCCCGCCCCGACAUCGCGACCUGGCGCCGUUACUCCUACGGCAGCCUCGAAGUCGCUCUCUCCCCCUACUCCCCCCGCUGGGUCAGUGCGCGCCGGCUCUUGGUCACCCACUUCCUCUCCCCGCGCCCGGUCCGAGGCCUCUCCGCCGCGAGGGAGGAGGAGGUACGGACCCUGAUGAACACCGUGGCCGCUGCCGCCGUGUUCGGCCACACGGUCGACCUCAGCAAGAGUCUGAUGAGUUUGGUGAGCUGCAUUGUAUGCCGGGCCGUGUUUGGGAAGAGGUUCGCGCCGGCGGGGGAAUCCUCGAUGAGCGAGAUCGGGGGCGUGUUAUGUCUGACGGCGGAGAUCUUGGGGGGGUUCGUCGCUGGGGACUACUUCCCGUGGGCGCGCCGCUGGCUCAACGCCGUCACGGGAGUGCAUGGAAGGCUUGAGAGGAGCUUCAAGGAGUGGGACGACUUGUUCGAAAGGGAAAUUAAAGAGCGGGAACGCGCCGGCACCGGCAGUAGUGACGACGGCACCUAUGCCAGUGUUCUGAUGCGCUUAGUCAGAGAGGAACAGAGUAACAAGGAAGGCGGCCUCACGAGGGACGCCGUGAAAGCUUUUCUCUGGGUAAAAACCACGUACCGUCCAAAUAUUGGCGAAUUACGGAAUCCUAUAUAA